GGGGUCGCUAGUAUCGUAAAAUAUUGCUGAUGGCUCAAUCCUUUUUUGACGCGCUUACUGGUAGCAGUGUUACCGUUGACAACCAGACAGCUGUUGCAGUACAAUCACUUCUCGAUUCACAGACUGUUGGAGAAAGUCAAGUCGCAGAAGAAGAUGACUUGUUCCAGUGUGGGAAGUGUAAGAAGCAGUUCACGUACCUGUCGGCGUUCGUCAGUCACAAACAGACUCGCUGUACGCCUACGAUACCCGUCGUCCUGCGCUCCGUUGCCCCCGGCAACAUCUCAAACGCGAGUGGAACAUUCACCAGCACUGUCCCGGUUCAAAGACCUCUUGCGCAGCAGUCUCAAGCAUCAUUGGCAGCUCCUACCUACGGGACAUUACCUACCUCACCUUUAUCUCAACUUCCACAGAACAUGGUCCUCACAGAUGACCUCAUGACCUUCAACAUUGACCCGGGGCUGCAGGCCCCCACAAUCCAGAUGGUGACUGCACCAUUUACCAAUGUUAGUCGAGGCAGUAAUGUUACGAUUUUGAGCCCAGUAAACUCAACGCCAAGUUUCUCAACAAACGGCUCAACACUUACCAAUACCGUGGUUUCCACGACGAUACCGAUAACUAUGACACCACAAGUUACCAUAACAACCAUUCCCGACUGCAAAACCCAGAGCAUUGUGAAACCUAGUCCAACAAAAGCAGGUAGGAAAUCAGCCCAGUCUAACGUGAUAGCCGUGUUUGCCGAGAACCAGUCCGUCACUAAGAUCCUGUGUAGAAAACGUGCGGAUACGAAUGAGGACGAAGCAUCAUCAAAGAGAAAACUUCGCUGUCAGUAUUGUGACAAGGCGUUCUCGAAAAACUUCGACCUCCAGCAGCAUAUCCGAGCCCACACCGGGGAAAAACCAUUUCAGUGUAUCGUGUGUGGCCGCGCCUUCGCUCAGAAAUCCAACGUCAAGAAACACAUGUCUACGCAUAAGGUGUGGCCAGUUGGUUCUGGAGGCACGCUACCGAAACAGCCACUGUCGGAGAAAUACAUCUCUGAAGAUGAGACGUCGAUGGACAGUAGCGGUCAGCAACAGAUUCAGCAGGAUGUGGCUGACAUAAAUUCAGAAACACAGGAUAAGAACUUGUCCCUCGGUUCAUCGGACUCGAACUUUAAAGUGUUUAUCGACAAUUCGUACAUCUGUCAGUAUUGUCCUUCCAAAUUCCACUCGUACUUUCAACUCAAGUCACACAUGGUUCAACAUAAACAUGAACAGGUGUACCGGUGUGUGAUGAAGAACUGCUCGUCCACGUUCCAGGAUCUCGACUCAUUUCUCGAGCACAUCAAGCAGCACGAGACGGACAUGAGCUAUCGGUGUCACAUGUGUAACAAGUACUUCCCAUCGCUGUUCGAGCUUGGAGUCCACCAGUACACACACAGUCUGUACCCUAACCAAGGACCCAAGCCUGGACCAAGACACUUCCAGUGUACGAAGUGCAUGAACAAGUACUCGAGCCCGGAGGCCCUGGAGCACCACAUGGCGACUACGACCCACAACUACGCGUGUCCACACUGUGACAAAGUGUUCAUGUGUGAGAGAUAUCUCCGCCGACACCUACCAACGCACGGGACAGAAGGCCAGUUUGAGUGCUACACAUGUUUGAAGAAAUUCAAGACAGAGCACUACCUCAAGAUGCACAUGUUGAUACACACUGGGGAGAAACCGUUUCCCUGCGAACUCUGCGCUGCCAGCUUCAACCGCAAAGACAAACUCAAGAGACACAUGCUCAUCCACGAGUCUACCAAGAAGUACAAGUGUCCUUUCAAGUCACUCACAGGUUGUUCUAAGGCAUUCAACCGGCCUGACAAGCUGAAGGCGCACAUCCUGACUCACAGUGGUGUGAAACCAUUCAAGUGUCUCGACUGUGGGAAAGGCUUUAGUCGGAGACCGCACCUGAUAGAACACGAGCGAGGACACCGAGCGGACUACAAGUUCCGCUGUGACAAGUGCGGAAAGGGAUUCUUCCGACCGAAGCUGUUCAACGAACACAAGUGUCGACCCAACGACGGGAGCGAGCCGCAGGUGUUCCGUCCACGCUGCCGGAGAAAGCUGGGCCGACCGCGCAAAAAACUGAUCACGAUUACGCGCGAGAUUAUCAAAGAAGCGAACUCCCGCGUCCAGAGUGCCAGGCUGCGUAAUCGGGUCAAGCAGAAGGCCGCUCUCGAAGAAGCAGCAGCUGAAGAUUCCGUUGGCGAAGGAGUCAUCAAUUCGGACGUAAUAGAACUGGACAACAUGCCGCGGCAGACCGUAGAUCUGUCUGGUGGCUGCACCAAGAUAGAGAACCUGAGACUCUACCCCGUGGUGUCAGACGUGGGAUCGGAUCAUCACCAGAAGGUUGCGAUGGGCCGGGAGCACGAGCUCCACCUGAAAGAGACGGGCGAUCCAUCCGACGCCGUGGCGGCUGUGGAUCACUACAUCGUCCACCUGCAGGACCCGGCAGAUGGCUCGGGCCCCGUCAUGCAGACGACCUUCAUCCCAGCCAUGUCCGGAGCUCAGCUCAUGUCCGGCGCCAUUGGAAACAGCAUGCACAUCUCGGCAGCACAGAUGUUGGCCGGGGCGGCCGAUGGGACAAUGCAGCCCAUCGCCAUCAUCGAGGCCCAGCCGCUGCAGAUCACGGUCACCGGGGCCGACCCCAACAUGCAGGAUGCGUCGUCGUCGUCAAUGCCCAUAGUGUCGAUGACGGGAGCCGAUUCGGUCGUCACUACACAGGUGGUGGUGGCUUCUAACAGCAACGGGGAGCACACAUUUGUCACGUGUCCUGCUCAUCUCGUGGAUUAUGGAAACAGUGAGAGUGACCCUGUGUUGGAGGGGACAGAAAAUCUGCUCAAGGCAUCAGAAGAAAUAUUACAUGCCUCGUCACAAGAUGAAUAGUGUGAUUUCUGUAGUUGUGAAGGAAGCGGACUUUCAGUUCUGGCAUCAUGAGAAUUAUCAGUUCUUGGAGGAAUACAAAAUCGGCUCAUCCAUCGAAAGAAAUAUUGCAUGCCUCGUCACAAGACGAAUAAAAAAUGCGAACUUUCUUGAUUUGCCUGGUUGGUUCUGGCAUCUUGAGAAUUAUCAUCAGUUCUUGAAGGAACACAAAAUCUGCUCAAAGCUUCAGAAAGAAAUAUUACAUGCCUCGUCACAAGAUGAAUUGUGUGAUUUCUGUAGUUGUGAAGGAAAGUGGACUUUGAUGAUUUGUUUGGUCGGUUCCGGCGUCAUUCUUGAAGGAAGAGAAAAUCUGCUCAAAACUUCAGAAGAAAUAUUACAUGACUCUUCACAGGACAAAUAGGGAAAUGUCUGGGUUUUUUAAGGAAAGCAGACUUUGAUAAUUUGCCUGGUCGGUUCUGGCAUCAUGAAAAUUAUCAGUUCUUGAGGGAACAGAAAAUCUGCUCGAACCAUCGGACGAAAUAUUACAUGCUUCGACACAAGGUGAAGUAUGGUUCAUGUCGGGAGACCAUACCUCCAGGAUUAGCCCAGUGGAUUCUGGUGUGCUGAGAAUAAUCAGUUCUUGACGGAACAGAAAAUAUUACGAUGAUCUCAAUUGUUUGGUGGAUUAUGAAAUUACUGAGAAUGUUCUCGUUUUUGAGGGAACAAAAAUCUGUUUACAGUGUUGGAAGAAAAUAUUGCAAUCUCAUUUGUUCUGGUUGAUUAUGAAUUGCGAUAGCAUCAUCAAUUCUUGAAGGAACAGAAAAUCUCUAGAAAACAGUAGGGAACAUGAAGUGCUUAAAAGACAGGAGAAAAAACUUGUAUGGAAUUGUUACAGUUAAAAGAUCUAAUUAAAAGCAUUAUUGCCAA
Gigantopelta aegis is the source of this 3812-nucleotide messenger RNA. Its product is annotated as zinc finger protein 341-like. The record is from RefSeq and is a predicted model, not a curated record. The coding region runs from base 30 to 2909 and encodes 959 amino acids. NCBI's taxonomy places the organism in Eukaryota, Metazoa, Mollusca, Gastropoda, Neomphalida, Peltospiridae. The transcript has 12 exons.